Aspergillus wentii DTO 134E9 is the source of this 477-nucleotide messenger RNA. RefSeq names its product H(+)-transporting V0 sector ATPase subunit c. Gene Ontology annotation, molecular function: proton-transporting ATPase activity, rotational mechanism. Gene Ontology annotation, cellular component: proton-transporting V-type ATPase, V0 domain. Lineage: Eukaryota; Fungi; Ascomycota; Eurotiomycetes; Eurotiales; Aspergillaceae. Gene Ontology annotation, biological process: proton transmembrane transport. The transcript is spliced from 5 exons. The coding region runs from base 1 to 477 and encodes 158 amino acids. The record is from RefSeq and is a predicted model, not a curated record.
AUGGCCACCGAACUUUGGUACCCCUUCUUCGGUGCCCUGGGUUGCACUUCCGCUAUUGUCUUCACCUGCUUCGGAGCCGCCUAUGGAACCGCCAAGGCUGGUGUCGGUGUCUGCGGAAUGGCCGUCCUGAGACCCGACCUGAUCGUUAAGAACAUUGUCCCCAUUGUCAUGGCGGGUAUCAUCGGUAUCUACGGUUUGGUCGUUUCGGUCUUGAUUGCAAACGAUUUGAACCAGAAGGUUCCUUUGUACACAGGGUUCAUUCAGUUGGGUGCGGGUCUUGCCGUCGGUCUCGCUGGUUUGGCAGCUGGUUUUGCCAUUGGUAUUGUUGGAGACGCAGGUGUCCGUGGAACAGCUCAACAGCCCAGACUUUACGUUGGAAUGAUUUUGAUUCUCAUUUUCGCUGAAGUUUUGGGUCUGUACGGUUUGAUUGUUGCUCUUCUGAUGAACUCUCGCUCGAGCAUUGAUGUCCAAUGCUAG